Molecule: messenger RNA, 10506 nt
Organism: Coregonus clupeaformis (lake whitefish)
Lineage: Eukaryota; Metazoa; Chordata; Actinopteri; Salmoniformes; Salmonidae
Product: titin
Exons: 32
Coding region: 526-9528 (3000 amino acids)
Molecular function (GO): protein binding
Source: RefSeq, a predicted model, not a curated record
CUGCACCACACAGACGCAACAAAUGAUAGACUACCACUUGGGGAGCGUGUUCCACUCACUAUAAUCUAUAAUGUAAAAUGUAUUAUGGUGGCUUUAUCUGACAGUUUUUUAUCCAUUGCUGGCUGGCUGAAGGACAACUAUUAUAUACCUGAAUGAAUUGUCAACACUGACUUCCUUGGGAAUAGGACUGACUACCUGUUGCUUUUCUUAUUCUGAUCAUGUGGAAGUGUUGAAAUGCGGACGACAGUGGAUUCGGUUCCGCUGAUAAAUUGUUAAUAAUUCGGCUACGGUAGUUCCGUGUUACAUGUUUGUUCUUCAAUGCGUUUAGUUUAUAUGGCGACAGUAGACUCAACUCAAUGAAACUUCAUCGGCGGCGUGUCCCUGUUGAACACCGCAGCCUAAAGACAUCGGUUUCACGCACCACGAACUGUCAUUGUACAACCAUCCUUAGGUUAGCCUACUUUGAAAGGAGAGAGAAGAAACAGGAACUUACUUUUUUAAACUUUGUAAUACCUCAACUAAAUUAUGACUUCGGUUUGGAAAAGAUUACAACGCGUUGGCAAGAAAGCUUCAAAAUUCCAGUUUGUGGCGUCCUAUCAAGAACUUGUGUUGGAAUGCACUAAGAAAUGGCAACCAGAUAAAGUGAGAGUGGUUUGGACCAGAAGAAAUAGGCGUAUGUGCUCCAAGCUUCAUGGAUGGCAGCCGGGCAUCAAGAAUCCAUACAGAGGGAUGGUGGUGUGGCCGGUACCUGAAAAUGUGGAUAUCUCUGUCACACUCUUCAGGGAUCCCCAUUCUGAUGUGUUUGAAGACAAAGACUGGACGUUUGUCAUUGAGAGUGAGACAAAGGGUCAACGUAAGGUCUUGGCUGCAGUGGACGUGAAUAUGAAGAAGUUUGCCAGUGCCACGCCCACUCAGCAAGACCUGACAUUGAAGCUGAAGCCCCUGUCUGUCAAGGUGGUGGAGGCAACUCUGAAGCUCUCCCUGUCCUGUGUGUUUCUCAGAGAGGGGAAAGCCACUGAUGAGGACAUGCAGAGUCUGGCCAGUCUGAUGAGUGUCAAACCCACAGACAUCGGUAACCUUGACGACUUCAAUGAGAGCGAUGAGGAGGAAGACAGGAGGUCCAGUGCUGGAGCUAGCAUUAGCAAAGCUGCCGCAGCUCCUCCUGCUCGUCCAGUGCGCCCCCCAGAAAGGAGGCCUUCUCCUCUAAAACAUCCCCCUGUCAUAGCCUGUGGGAAAGAGAGUGGCAAAGCUGGCACUGCACCUGUCCUCCAUUCAAGGCCCCCUCUGCCUACCCCCCCGACCCCCUCUCCCCGUCCUCAAACCCGCUCCAGACAUGCACGCUCUGUGCCACCCUCCCCUGAGCCCCCCAGGCCACCAGUGCCCCCAUUCCCCUUGGUGCCCUCAGUUCCAUCAGUGCCCUCAGUUCCAUCAGUGCCCUCAGCCUCAGCGCCAUCAAGGCCCCUAGGACCCCCAGUUCCCUCAGUACCAGUCUUUACCCGCUAUCAACCACCCUCAGUAUCAUCAGUGUCCUCACUGCCUGCCUUUACCCACUAUCAACCACCCUCAGUAUCAUCAGUGUCCUCACUGCCUGCCUUUACCCACUAUCAACCACCGGCACUGCCCAAAAUCUUCCGUCCCAGCAGCGGCUCAGAGCCUGUGUCUUUUCUGAGUAGGCUCCCGGGGGCUCUGUGUGGCCCUGCAGUGGACUUGAAGCCCCGGGGUGUUGGCCAAGUGGCCCCCGAUCGGCCCCAGUUCAGACCAGCUGAGCCCCUGGCCUCUGGCCUCUCUCAUCAACCCUCUCUACCCUCCGACCCACAAAGAGCUCGCUCAAAUGUCUUCAGACCUCAGAUUGUAUCAACUCAUCAGCGUCCGUCCUCCCCCUCUAUCUUUUCCUCUGCUGCAUCUCCUCAAGACAAAAACACUGUUACUGCCCUAUCUCAGCCAGAACCAUCCCUCCCCAAACCUCAGCUCCCCAACACUCCGCCAACCUCCAUCUGGCAGAGGGAGUGGGGGAGGCCCAGGCCUGUGUCAGGCCCCAGUGGCCCCUCUGGCUCUGGCCUGUCCCCCUCCUAUUCCUGUCCCUCUCCUAGGGAUUCCAUGGCCCCUGUCCCUCUGCUGACUAGCCCAGACCUGGAUGCUCUGUGUGACCCUCACUGUCCUCCUCCUUCCAUCUCCUUCCCUAAGUCCUCACCUCCUGUCAAAUGUCUUUUCUCUCACAACCCUCCCUCUCCUCGCUCUAACAACCACCGUAAACGUGCCCAAGUCGUUGCCCCUCUCUCUGACCCUCUACCCAAGCCUGUCCCUCUGCUUCCUGCUACUGUCCGUGCCUCUCCUUCUGCAGCUCUCACUGCCUCCCAGUCAGAGAUCCAGAGGGAGUUAAACACUCUCACAGAAGAGGAAUACCACAGUCCUUCUACACUUGGGCUGAAACUGUCAGAGCAGCAGAGCCUGUCUGUCUCCAGUGAGACCCUUCCCCUGGCCCUGAACAGAGGGGACGAGUCUCUCCGCUCCCCCAGGACUGCUGGCACCAUCCGGAUCGCUAACCAUCAAGCCUCUGCAUCCUUGGAGAGAGACCGAGAGAGCCGACCAGAGUCAGAGAAAGCUGUGGGGUUGAAAGGUUGCAGUACCAUUAAAGGUUCUGGGCAAGAUGGCAGCCCAGCAACUGGUAUCUCUGGCCCUACGCCCACAGAAGUCUCUGAAUCAGCAGGGCUUAUUCCAGCGCUCCCUCCUCCAUGGCCUUUCUCUAGCCUAGAGACAGAAGCACCAGAGAGCACUAUCCCUAAAGAGCCUUCUACCAACAUCCUGGGAGCAUUUAGUGCUGAUAACCCGCCAUUGGCUGAAAAGAAGCCUGACUUUAAAAAGACAUCCAAUGAGACCAAGGAAGUGCCUUAUCAACCUGCCAAGCCAGAGGACUCCUCUCCCUCGACCCUGGACAAAACACCUUUUAGUGCAGACAAGCCACCAUUGGCUGAGCCUGAGUUUGACUUUGAUGACAUAAUCAUAGAGACACCUGAUCCAUCAGUCAUGGCAGGUAACUUAUUUUUGGAGGACAAUGCAGAUGAAGAAGCAUCAAAAGUGGAAACAAUAAAGAGGUCACCAUUCAGCACCUUGAAGACUGAGAUGGAACAUCUGAAUGGAGGUGUUGAACAGGAAGCUGAUUUAAAUUCAACUGGAGUGCCAUAUUCAAAAAUGCCGACGUCAACGGAGCUCCAAAUAGAGCACAGGCCAGUUGACACGAAGCCACUUCCAGAGAUUGUAAACAUCACGUGUGAAGACGCAGCCGAGAAGCAUGCCAAAGGCCAAGAGAAGCCUGUGGAGACGAAGCAGGAGAAACAAAGGCCAACACCUGAUUUUCCCUGUUUAUAUGACCUCAACAAGUCAGAUGAAGACAAGGAAAUUAUGAAAAACAUGGCUGCCCUGGAGGCAGGUCCUCCCAGUAUUACAUCCACACCAGCUGAGCCAUCCAGUAUUCCUACUCAAGAGCUCCCUCCUCUGGAGAAAAAGCCAAUCAAAGCAAAAAGGCCAUCAUGGGCUGAGGAGAUUAAGGGCUCCAAAGAGGAGGCUAAGAAACAGAUGGGCCAUCAACCCCAGGAUGAGAAGGCCUCAUUAUCACAAGCUGAUGGGCACAAAUCAGCCCCCCUUCAAGUUAAAGCUAACAAGAAUAAAGAGGAGUCACAUGGUUCAGAAUGGAAUGCAACGAAAGAGGAGGCAGGCAUUUUCAAAGCACACAGAGGGGAUUCUGACUGUGUUCAGAUAGAGCGUUCUUCUGACCAUCUGUCAUCAAAAGCAGACACAUUUCCCUUGUCAGGCAGUGUCAGUGUAGAUAAAACCAUAGAAAUAGAUUUACUAUCAAAUAGCACUAAUUAUAUUUCUAUAGAUAAAACCAUGGAUGCCACUCCAGAAAGCCUAGAGACACCCAAUAUGGCUGAAUCCCCUCAAUAUGAAGUUGUUGAACCUAUGAUCCAAUCCAGCUUUACGUUAGAGACCAUAGCUGAGGAUGCAAUGGCGCAGGCAGAGGUUCCACUCUGGGAGGCCCUGGAGGAGAAAGCUAAGGAUCAGAAACCAGAGCAGGACUCUGGAGAGGAGAUGAUCAAAGAUGAAGUCCUUAGAGAGGAACAGGGGAAAGUAGAUGAGAACAUGUUAGUGCCAGACGUAGAAUCACUGGAGACAGGCUCAGACAAAGAUGUUAAGCCAGAAGCUGCCAUUAGCAAAGAUGAGGGGCACAAGCAAAUCACCUCAGAUGAAUCAGAGCUGUUCCGAAUGCCACCUACCCCAGAGCCCACAGCCCAGUCUUCUGAAUCACUUCUCAAGGAGACAAUUGUAGAGGAGGGUAAAGAGAGUGAACCAUCAACUUCACUGUCUACACCCCCUCUGCACCUCCCCACAAAGGUAUUCGGUAGCUCCACCAUGGAGCGCUCAUUGCAGAUAGACACGCUUGUGUCAUUGGAAGCAGCCAUUUCUCCAGCUGGAGAGUCAGGUUUAAAGGAAGAGGAUCAAUGCGAAAUGAAGCGUCCUCCUAGCAGGGGGGCUGUAGAGGCAGAGCAGCCUCUAUGGGCUGCUUUAGAGGAGAAAACUAAGGAGAAGGGGGCAGAGGGAGUAGGCAUGAGCACAUUGGAGCCAACAAAGAGUACCUUGCAAACGGGCCCAUCUGGACAGGGAUCUGUAGCAGAGAUCCACAUGACUGAGUACCUAGAGGACACUCCCCUCCCAUCUCCCUCCAAGGAAAAUAGAGAAACAGACAUUUACUUUGACUGUGACAGUUCAGUAGCAUUUGACACACCAUCAAAUGAGGAGACCCCCAUUCACCUUCCUAAGAAGAAGAAGAAAUUAUACCUGGAAAAAUGUGCUGUUGUCGACACUAAGAGUGAAGAAGGGGAAGGUGAGUCUGGUUCCUCCGUGGUCGGCCCAGGACAAGCCAACAAUGAGCAUCAUCUAGAUCCAGUGUCGAAGAAAAGUUCUGUGGACACAUCAGAUUUAAGUACAAGAGAGGAGUUGGAAGAUGAGCAGGUUUUGGGAAGGCUGGAGCAGGUUCCUGUAGCUGUGCAGGAGGAGGGUCUUGAUGUUGAUGUCUUCAUGAGAGCGUUAGUGAGUGCCCUGUACAGAGGUUAUGAGACUGUGACUUCCAUACUUCAGCCAUCUGGCCUAAUGAUGUCUAAUGAUGAGGAGGUAGGAAAACCAUACUCAAGACCACUUUCUCCAUCUGAGUUUGAGAUCCUACCACCUGAAGCCUUUUCUGAUGCAUUAGAGGAACUCCCAGUCCUGGUCACAGACUCAUCACCGGUCCAGUUGACCCACAAGAAUGAAACAACGCUCUCUACAACUGGAGAGACUGGCAGGCUAAGCUUAGUGGAGACUUUGUGUUUAGCUGCUGUGGAGCAAGAGAUGGUCAAGGACCCAAUCACCAAAAUUGAGCAAGAGGUCAAACCUCUGAAGGAGUCUACCAAACCACAUAAAGAGACUAACAAACCACUGGAGGAGAGCACAGAACAACCAAAGGAGAGCACAGAACCACUAAAGGAGAGCACAGAACCACCGAAGGAGAGCACAGAACCACUAAAGGAGAGCACAGAACCACCAAAGGAGAGCACAGAACCACCGAAGGAGAGCACAGAACCACUGAAGGAGAGCACAGAACCACUAAAGGAGAGCACAGAACCACUGAAGGAGAGCACAGAACCACUGAAGGAGAGCACAGAACCACUGAAGGAGAGCACAGAACCACUGAAGGAGAGCACAGAACCACUGAAGGAGAGCACAGAACCACUGAAUGAGAGCACAGAACCACUGAAGGAGAGCACAGAACCACUAAAGGAGAGCACAGAACCACUGAAGGAGAGCACAGAACCACUGAAGGAGAGCACAGAACCACUGAAGGAGAGCACAGAACCACUGAAGGAGAGCACAGAACCACUGAAGGAGAGCACAGAACCACUGAAGGAAAGCACAGAACCACUGAAGGAGAGCACAGAACCACUAAAGGAGAGCACAGAACCACUGAAGGAGAGCACAGAACCACUGAAGGAGAGCACAGAACUAUUGAAGGAGAGCACAGAACCACUGAAGGAGAGCACAGAACCACUGAAGGAGAGCACAGAACCACUGAAGGAGAGCACAGAACUAUUGAAGGAGAGCACAGAACCACUGAAGGAGAUGAACACUGUGAAGGGUAAACCAGAGAAGGAUGUACGUCCACCUGUGUUACCACCUGUAGAAAACAAAAAGGAUUUCCCACCACUGAGAGAAGCAGAGCUGGAUGAAAUAGCUUAUGAAGAGUGCUUGGAGGACAAUAAAGAUGAAUCCACCCCCAUCGCUAACUACACUAAAGCCUGUAAAGAGACAAUCAAGGAAAAGACCAAGACAGUGUUCAUGCCUGACAGCGAUUCAGAUGAGUUGGAGUUUGAGAUGGGGCAGGAGGACAUAGGCACAGUGUGGCUAGCAGAGUUGUACAUGGAUGCAGGUCAAGAGGUGUUCUCUUCUCCACCACCUGCUCCACAUGAGGUCAACCGCCCUGAUAGUGUGUCCACACAGCAGGCCAUAUCAGUGGGGUCCCUUCCUGCAGGACCUGUUACUGGAACCAUUGAACUGGAGCCACUUCCCCGUCGUCGCAGCAAAAAAAAAAUAAACUCUCCUCCAGUGCCUCUUCAGGAAGUAGGCCCAGACAGAGUUAGUCAAGACACGGCACCUGUUGCCAGUUGCCUGGCUCCACCAAAGCGAAUCAAAAAGAAAACUGUUCCACCACCCGAUAAUAAUAGCAAUAAUGAGGCAAUGGCACAAGAGAGCAGCAAAUCUAGCUUAAUAAAGGAGACUUUUAACACUGAUGCUAAAGAGGAAGACAUUCCAAAACCACUAAUCCUCGCCAUGGAAACAACUUCUUCAGAUAGCAUUCUGGUGACAUCCAGAGAGAAUGGAGCCAAUGACGUGCCUCAUCUAGCAAAGGAGGGUGAUGAUGAGAAAGAUCUCCCAGAGAAAGAUGUCUCUGUCAGCUCAGUGGUCCCAUGGCCUCUACCGCCCUCUCAACCUGGAACACCUACUACAUGUCCCAAGGUCCCUCACGUAAUCACUACGGAACCCCCCAAAGAGGACCUAAGCCUCAUUGAGGAGGAAAUGUUGCUGCUGGCUAAGAUUAGUCAGAUGGCAGGAGAAGAGCCAUCAGAAGUACCUGUGCCUGUGCCUGCCCCCCGCUUCAGGAAACGCCUGAUCCCCUCUUUCCAUGAGGAUGACCCUUUUCUGAACCCAGAAGAUCUCCCAGCCUCCGAGGCCAGUGAGGAACAAGAGACCCUAUUACCAAUGAUCCCUCAGGAAGUCAGUCUAGACAGGCCUGAGCCAAACCUCCUAGAUCUAGAUGGAAGGAACGGGCAGCAGGAAAUCAUUUGUGAGCCCUCUACCAUAGCCAUCUCCUCCUCAAAUAGUAGCCCAUCAGAAACUAUUACUGAGGUUAAUCAGGUGGUGGCAACCACUGAGGGUAUGACAUCAUCAGACUCUGCUGUGAAUUUCACAGUCCAUUCAAAGGAGCCAAUGGAGGUUGAGGAAAGUAUCCUGAUGACAGAAACAGUGACAGAUGGGGUACCUGUUGAUACAUGGUUUGAAAUAGACAAGUGUGCGCUCUCUACUGUUUUCUGUGUCCCUGCCCAAGAGGAGUGCUUGUUAUUGACUGAAACAGGGGCGACAGUCCUCAAUGAGAAAGUGCCUGAUUCAGGGGUUGAGGAGGAGGAUGGUAUUGAGAUAGAACAGGAUGCUACUCUGUGCACUGUGGAUACAUCAGUGGAUGGGGUGGAUGAACAAUCUGAGACGGCUGAAGGGGAAAAGAAGUCCAGUGACCUGGCUGUCCCAACGAGAUGCUCUAAGAAAGCCGCUCAAUCAUCCGCACCAGACACCACAACCCAGGGGAACGACCAGCCCCCAGCCACCAGUCCAGGCAGUGAAGAGCCACAGUCCAAUGGACAGACCCCAGCAGAUAAGGAGGUCACCUCUGGUCAAGCGUCAGAUACCAUUGUACCUCCCCGACGCAGCAAGAAGAAAACCCUUCCCUCUCCUGUGUUCCUUCAGGAAGUUGCCCCAGGGCCCUCCACUACCACGGCGGACAAGGAUACAGCCUAUAGGAAGGAUGUAUUAGUCCUCAGCCAGGAGAUGUCAGGUCCACUGCCCAGUCCUGGGCUGGUCACCUCCAGCAAGUCUUUGCUGGAGUGGUGCCAGGAGGUUACGAAGGGGUAUAAGGGAGUGAAGGUCACCAACUUUAACACCUCCUGGCGUAAUGGCCUGGCUUUCUGUGCCAUCCUGCACCACUUCCAUCCUGACAAGAUAGAUUUUGAGACACUGGAAACCAACGAUAUCAAGUCAAACAACAAGAAGGCCUUUGAUGGCUUUGCUGCGCUGGGCAUCUCCCGUCUAAUGGAGCCCUCAGACAUGGUGCUGCUCUCUGUGCCAGACCGCCUGAUCGUCAUGACUUACCUGUGUCAGAUCCGCACCCACUUUACUGGCCAGGAGCUGAGUGUGCUUCAGAUCGAGAACAACAGCAGCCAGUCCAGCUAUGCAGUGACUGAGCCCAGUGAGGGUUCUGAUGUGGAUGCUGCUGCUCGUUUCUGUGCCCGCAAGCUACAGGAAGGUAGCUUCUUCCUGGAGGACAGUGCUACAGAACAGGCCUCUAAGCCCAAUGGGAGCCUAGUGCCACCCCCCCGGACUAAACGGUUGACAAAGGGGGAAGAGAAAGGGAGCGGAGCUGGGGGUUUGGAAGUGGGAGCAGGUGGGUCACAGACCCCUGUGCCUCCACCCAGGUCACACGCCUCUGCAGCAAAAUCAGGAUUUGGUCACGUGAGAGAUGCCGACCUGGUGAAGAAAAGGCGCUUGCGGCUGAAGAGUGAGUCCAUGGAUGAAGGGGAUGGGCUGGAGCAACAGAGUAGCACAUCCAACAGCACAGAGUCAGCUGAAAGUGUAUCAAACAGAGAGGUGAAGAACGGCUCCUCAGAAUCAGAGACAAGGAGCACAGCGCCAGUCCAGGAGUCCAGUGUCCCAAGCCAGGAGGAGGAUACUCUGCGUCUGCAGGACACCAGUCAGUAUGUGCUGAGUGAGCUGCAAGCCCUGGAGAGUGAACAAAAGCACAUUGACAACAGAGCAGGCAUCGUGGAGAGGAGACUCAGAAGACUGAUGGAAUCAGGUAGCGACCGUGACGAGGAAGAGAAGCUGAUCCAGGAGUGGUUCACUCUGGUCAACAAGAAGAACGCCCUAAUAAGGAGACAGGACCACCUGGAGCUGCUGCAGGAGGAGCACGACUUGGAGAAACGAUUUGAGCUGCUGAAUAGAGAACUCAGAGCCAUGAUGGCCAAUGAAGAGUGGCAGAACACUAAGGCCCAGCAGCACCGCGAGGAGCUUCUGCUGCAGGAACUGGUCUCUCUGGUCAACCAGCGGGACGAGCUGGUCAGAGACAUGGAUGCCAAAGAACGAGGGGCCGUUGAGGAGGAUGAGCGUCUGGAGCGGGGGCUGGAGCUUAGACGCAGGAAGUUCAGCAACAAAGACAAGUGUGUGCUGCAGUGAGAGAAGGGACGACAAUGACAAAUACCAACCCAUCCAGAACUAAACCUCCCCAAUCCCUGCUUGAAAUCAAGCUCUCACUCACUCAGCAUCCUACAAUAUGAAACACUCCUAGGCAAACCUGCCACCCCAGCAACAAAUCCAAAGCCCUCUGAACCGAUGGGAUGAUUGUCAAGCAGUGUUUCUCUCAUUAACUGGGAUUUGGGGACUGGUCAUUAGGGACCAAUUAUGUCCCCUGGGAUGCUGGAGCUGUGUGCCUUCCCCUUUGGAGAUACUUGAAACAAAUUUCCCCCUGUACUGGGAAGGUCCCUCAUCCAUUAAAAACUUUUCAUUGAAAAAACGGGGACCUUUACAGUACAGUCUGUCAAUAUGCCUUACUCUGUCAUUCAGUAGACAGAAAGCCCACUGUACCAACAGAUGUGUGUGUAUACUUUUAGACCACCAUGAAGAUAAGUGGUUCCAUAAUUAAGGGCCAUAAUUGCCUACUCACAUCUGUAAAUAUCUCAUUGAUCUUAUCUGGUCCAACAAUAUAAGAGAAUCAACUAAAGUAGACAAUUUGGUGGAACUGGCUAUGAAAACAACGGUAUGGUGGUUUCACACAAAAUGGUCUGACCGUUCUGGGUUUUACUUUGGACCCAUAUGUUUGAUGAAAGACUCAAGUUUAUGAGAGUAUCACGUCUUGAUGACUUCUGGUGAAGAUUUUUUAUUGUGUUAUCAAUCCUACUUUUAUUUAUGGUUUGGACAUUUGCAUGAGAAAUGUUUGGGUUAGGUGUGUGUCAUAUUUCGAGUGGCAUGAACAGUCAAUCAAUCUACCCAGAAAUGAAAGAAAAAGAGGAUAGUGAACAAACGUGAAACUUUACUUGUAGAGAAUACAUACAGGACAAUACAUACCAUCCUGUAAAUAAUAGUAUACAGUUGAAGUCAGAAGUUUACAUACACCUUAGCCAAAUACAUUUUAACUCAGUUUUUCACAAUUCCUGA